UGAGGCCGGAAGCGCGGCGCGCGUGCGGCGGCGAUGGCGGCGUUCCGAGCGCUGGGGCUGGCGCCGUGGCUGGCGGAGCAGGCGCGGCAGGUCGGGCUGAGCCGGCCCACGCCCGUGCAGGCGGCCUGUAUCCCGCCCGUGCUGCAGGGUCGCGACUGUCUGGGCUGCGCCAAGACGGGCAGCGGGAAAACGGCCGCGUUCGUGCUGCCGAUUCUGCAGGUGCUCUCCGAGGAUCCCUACGGCAUCUUCUGCCUGGUGCUAACCCCUACCCGGGAGCUGGCGUAUCAGAUCGCCGAGCAGUUCCGUGUGCUGGGGAAGCCGCUGGGGCUCAAGGACUGCGUGGUGGUGGGCGGGCUGGACAUGGUGGCCCAGGCUCUGGAGCUGUCCCGGCAGCCACACGUUGUCAUCGCCACGCCGGGCCGACUCGCCGACCACCUGCGCAGCUCCAGCACCUUCAGCCUCAAGAAGCUCAAGUUCCUGGUUCUGGAUGAGGCUGACAGGCUGCUGGAGCAGGGCUGUGCUGACUUCGGUGCUGACCUGGAGGUGAUCCUGGACGCGGUGCCCAGGCGCAGGCAGACGCUGCUGUUCAGUGCCACGCUCACACACACACUCAAGGAGCUCAAGGGCCUGGCUGCCAACACCCCCUUCUUCUGGGAGGCUGAAUCUGAGGUGCGGACGGUGGAUGAGCUGGACCAGCGGUACCUGCUGGUGCCCGAAGCCCUGAAGGAUGCCUACCUUGUCCACCUCAUCCAGACCUUCCAGGAUGAGCAUGAGGACUGGUCCAUCAUUGUCUUUACUAAAACCUGCAAGGACUGCCAAGUCUUGAGCAUGAUGCUGAGGAGAUACAACUUCCCUGCUGUAGCUCUGCACUCCAUGAUGAAACAGAGGCAGCGCUUUGCAGCUUUAGCAAAGUUCAAGUCCAGCAUCUUUAAGAUUCUCAUUGCUACUGAUGUUGCUGCCAGAGGCUUGGACAUUCCUACAGUGCAGGUUGUGAUCAAUCACAACACUCCUGGGCUGCCCAAGAUCUACAUUCACCGUGUGGGGCGGACGGCCCGUGCAGGGCGGAAGGGAAUGGCCAUCACGCUGGUGACACAGUACGACAUCCACCUGGUGCACGCCAUCGAGGAGGAGAUCAAACUGAAGCUGCAGGAGUUCUCUAUGGAGGAGAAGUUUGUGCUGGAAAUCCUCACCCAAGUGAAUGUCACCAGGAGGGAGUGUGAAAUCGAACUGGAGGGGAUGGACUUUGAUGAGAGGAAAGAAAUAAAUAAGAGGAAACAACUGAUCCUUGAAGGGAAGGACCCAGAUCUGGAGGCCAAAAGGAAGGCAGAGUUAGCCAAGAUCAGGAAGAAGAACAAGCAGUUCCGUGAGAAGCUGCAGCAGGGCCUGCAGAAGAGAAAGGAGCUGCAGCUCAAGAGGAAACUGCUCAAGAGGAUGGAGAGGGACAAGCUGCGUGCUAAGGAGGAGAAAUAACAUCCUGUGGCUGGGCUCAGGCUGCCCUGGCUGGGCUCAGGCUGCCCUGGCUGGGCUCAGGCUGCCCUGACCUGGCUCUGGGUGCCCUGGCCUGGCUCUAGGUGCCCUGACCUGGCUCUGGGUGCCCUGACCUGGCUCUGGGUGCCCUGGCCUGGCUCUGGGUGCCCUGGUCUGGCUCUGGGUGCCCUGGCUGGGCUCAGGGUGCCCUGUUUUGAAUCAGGGUGCCCUGGCUGGGCUCAGGCUGCUCUGGUCUGGCUCAGGCUGCCCUGGUCUGGCUCAGGCUGCCCUGGUCUGGCUCAGGGUGCCCUGCCAGGGCUCAGGGUACCCUGCCAGGGCUCAGGGUACCCUGUUCUGAAUCAGGGUGCCCUGGCUGGGCUCAGGGUGCCCUAGCUGGGCUCAGGCUGCUCUGGUCUGGCUCAGGCUGCCCUGGCCUGGCUCAGGGUGCCCUGCCAGGGCUCAGGGUACCCUGUUCUGAAUCAGGGUGCCCUGGCUGGGCUCUGGGUGCCCUGCCAGGGCUCAGGGUACCCUGUUCUGAAUCAGGGUGCCUUGGCUGGGCUCUGGGUGCCCUGGCCUGGCUCUGGGUGCCCUGGUCUGGCUCAAGGUGCCCUGGCUGGGCUCAGACUGCCCUGCCUGGACUCAGGAUACCCUGAUCUAGCUCAGGUUGCCCUUGACUGGGCUCAGGCUGCUCUGGCCUGGCUCAGAGUGUCCUGGCUGGGCUCUGGGUGCCCUGGUCUGGCUCAAGGUGCCCUGGCUGGGCUCAGGCUGCCUUAUCCUGGCUCAGGCUGCCCUUGUCUUGCUGCUGCUCUGCUAAUCCUGGCAUGUGCCACAUUUUAGUGUGGACACUUGUGCCCUGCAGUCAGUAGCACACUGGAGGGAGGUGGGUGGGGGGAGAAGGGCCACUUGGAUAAAACCUCUCUGUUGUUUUUCCUUCCUGUUGGCCUGGGCCCUUCCUGCCAGGCUGGAUGGCUCCUGGAAGAAUGUCUUUCAAGAGCAUGUUUCCUUCCUCCAGCAAAGGCCAGGCCAGACCUGAACUCUUGGUGACAUGAAGGGAAAUCAAGAUCCCUUCUCUCUCUCUUCCCCUUCCAUUCAGUUGUUGCUCUCUCCCUCCCACAGGCUGGUACUUGCCCAAACACUUGUAUGGCUCAGGGGAGAAUCUGUUGAUAGGAGAGUCUAAAAAUAACUGUGACAAAGUGAGCUCAGCCCCUCUCUGUGGCCAGAGGAAAAGCCCUGGAGCACGUGGGGAGGUUGGGUUGGGUGCCUGCUCCUGGGGGCUUCUUGGCAUAAGCUUUUGUGGUACAUUGAGGUGAUUCCUCUGCCUGGGAUUUCUGCUCAGGCUCCAGCUGAGCAGAGUCUUGCUGUGGAGACCAGGGGCCUCUUGUUCUCCCAGGAGAUGUCUCAGGUCAAGAAAGCUUCUGAGGAAGAAACCUUCAGGAGCAGGAUCACCUUGCUACAGGAGUUCCCUGCAGGGGGUUGUGUUUGGGUCCUGCUCUGCAUGGUUCAGGGCUGCUUGGGGCAUGUUUGCAGUGGGUAUGUUUGGAAGAGGAGUUUGGGCAGGCUGGAGGGGGCUGAGCUCACACAGACACUUGUGUUUCCCUCUGGAGACAGACCUUAAAACCCUCCCAAGGAGCCAAGGCCAGAGUUUGACCAGCUCUGUUCUAAGCCCAGCUUUACCCCUCAGUGCAAGAUUCAGAGCUCUCUGGGACUUGAGAGUGUUAUUUCUGACCCCUGGCUUAGAAACAAACCACUUUCAAUGCUCAAAUAAAUACUUGCCAGGA
Messenger RNA from Colius striatus (speckled mousebird), 3245 nucleotides. RefSeq names its product DEAD-box helicase 49 (gene DDX49). Gene Ontology annotation, molecular function: nucleic acid binding; ATP binding; RNA helicase activity. The transcript has 13 exons. Lineage: Eukaryota; Metazoa; Chordata; Aves; Coliiformes; Coliidae. The record is from RefSeq and is a predicted model, not a curated record. Bases 34 to 1470 code for a protein of 478 amino acids.